Messenger RNA from Mesoplodon densirostris (Blainville's beaked whale), 972 nucleotides. RefSeq names its product delta 4-desaturase, sphingolipid 2 (gene DEGS2). Gene Ontology annotation, cellular component: membrane. The coding region runs from base 1 to 972 and encodes 323 amino acids. Gene Ontology annotation, biological process: ceramide biosynthetic process; sphinganine metabolic process. NCBI's taxonomy places the organism in Eukaryota, Metazoa, Chordata, Mammalia, Artiodactyla, Ziphiidae. The transcript has 3 exons. Gene Ontology annotation, molecular function: sphingolipid delta-4 desaturase activity. The record is from RefSeq and is a predicted model, not a curated record.
AUGGGCAACAGCGCGGGCCGCAGCGACUUCGAGUGGGUCUACACGGACCAGCCGCACACGCAGCGGCGCAAGGAGAUGCUCGCCAAGUACCCGGCCAUCAAGGCCCUGAUGCGGCCGGACCCUCAUCUCAAGUGGCUGGUGCUGGGGAUGGUGCUGGCGCAGCUGCUGGCCUGCUGGCUGGUGCGGGGCCUGGCAUGGCGCUGGCUGCUCUUCUGGGCCUAUACCUUCGGGGGCUGCGUGAACCACUCGCUGACGCUGGCCAUCCACGACAUCUCGCACAACACGGCCUUCGGCACGGGCCACCCUGCCCACAACCGCUGGUUCGCCGUCUUCGCCAACCUGCCCUUGGGUGUGCCCUACGCCUCCUCCUUCAAGAAGUACCACGUGGAUCACCACCGCUACCUGGGCGGCGACGGGCUGGACGUGGACGUGCCCACGCGCCUCGAGGGCUGGCUCUUCUGCACGCCGGCCCGCAAGCUGCUCUGGCUGGCGCUGCAGCCCUUCUUCUACUCGCUGCGGCCGCUCUGCGUGCACCCCAAGGCCAUGACCCGCAUGGAGGUGUUCAACGCCCUGGCGCAGCUGGCGGCCAACGCCACCAUCUUCACCCUCUGGGGGCUCAAGCCCAUGGUCUACCUGCUGGCCAGCUCCCUACUGGGGCUGGGCCUGCACCCCAUCUCGGGCCACUUUGUGGCUGAGCACUACAUGUUCCUCAAGGGCCACGAGACCUACUCCUACUAUGGGCCCCUCAACUGGAUCACUUUCAACGUGGGCUACCACAUGGAGCAUCACGACUUCCCCAGCAUCCCGGGCUGCAACCUGCCCCUGGUGCGGAAGAUUGCGCCCGAGUACUACGACCACCUGCCCCAGCACUACUCGUGGGUGAAGGUGCUCUGGGACUUUGUGUCCAAGGACUCCUUGGGGCCCUACGCCAGGGUGAAGCGGGUGUGCAAGCUGGCGGAGGACGGCCUGUGA